Molecule: messenger RNA, 2151 nt
Organism: Meyerozyma guilliermondii ATCC 6260
Lineage: Eukaryota; Fungi; Ascomycota; Pichiomycetes; Serinales; Debaryomycetaceae
Product: rRNA-binding ribosome biosynthesis protein
Exons: 1
Coding region: 1-2151 (716 amino acids)
Biological process (GO): maturation of SSU-rRNA from tricistronic rRNA transcript (SSU-rRNA, 5.8S rRNA, LSU-rRNA)
Cellular component (GO): nucleolus; small-subunit processome
Molecular function (GO): U3 snoRNA binding; rRNA binding
Source: RefSeq, a predicted model, not a curated record
AUGCAGGAGAGUGGCGCGUGCAGGAAAAAACCAGCGAUGCCAUCGCGAAAUGCAGGAUCUCAUCUUGUCGUUAUGAAGCGGAUCCAGCGUAAUGGUGACGGCGCCAUGAAACGGCAGAAGCACGGCCGAAGAGAGUUGCGUGAAGUGAAGCGUACGCUGAGGCGUCUGGCAAAAUCAGAGGAUUUUAGCGGUGCUGAGGAUGAAAAUAAUGGUGAAAACGAAACAGAGGUGGCCGUAAAUAAUUCUGAAAGUGGAGAACAAGAGGGCGUUGACGAUACUGGAAUGGCCUAUAAUGCAUUAUUGACGCUUUUGGGAUCGGAGAAGCCCGAAAAACCAACUAAAAGACGUAAAAAUGACGAAGCUGGUGUUGAGGAAAUCAACGAGGAUGACUUGGAAAUUCACUUAACAAAGUCAGAUGACGAGUCAGAUGAAGAAAAUGAACCCGAAGUAGCCAGCGAUGACGAAGAGUCGGACGAAAAGUUCAAUGCUUUCGAUUUUCAUUUCAAUCAACCAUCUGAAGACUACAUGGAAAAGGCAUCGCAGAGUGUAACCAGCAAAUGGAAUAACACUACAAAAGAAACAAUUGACGAGUAUGUUGUAUCUACAAGCACCCCACUGUGUAUGAACAAGGAAUCCGUGAAACUUGGCAUUUCCCUGAUAAAAAAACGAGUUCGAGAUGUCUAUUCGGAGAAACACCCAUCAAAGAUUUCGGGCAUUGAUGCUUCACUUUUAGACUCAAUGUUAAACUAUAAGAGUGUUCUCUACCCCUACAAGCAUUACAACAAUACUUUCUACCGUGAGCUCUACUCUAUGCAUGCUAUUAACCAUGUUUUCAAGACAAGAGACAACAUUUUGAAGAACACUGAAAAGAUUAAACAUGCCCAAGAAAUGGCUCUUGAAGGUAAAUCCCACGAAGACAAAGAAUAUAGAGACCAGGGGUUUACACGUCCAAAGGUUUUGAUACUUUUACCAACGAGAAAUGCUGCCUAUGAAGUGGUUGAGAACAUUUUAAAGUACUCUGGAAGCGAGCAACAAGAGAACAAAAAGAAGUUCAAAGCACAAUUUAACAGUAAUGAUGUACCUCCAGAAACGAAACCUCAGGACUUUAGAGAUGCUUUCAAAGGGAACAAUAAUGAUUUCUUCUGUCUUGGAAUGAAAUUCACCAGAAAAUCUGCAAAGUUGUACUCUUCGUUUUAUUCAUCUGACAUUAUAAUUGCAUCACCUCUUGGUCUUUCUAUGAUCUUGGAGAAUCCUGACAAGAAAAAACGACAAUACGACUUUCUUUCUUCGAUUGAGGUAUUUAUCGUCGACAGAGCAACUCAAAUCGAAGCACAAAAUUGGGCUCAUGUCAAUCUUGUUCUCAAAUAUUUGAACAAAGUGCCCAAGGAAUUCCAUGAUGCCGACUUCUCCAGAAUCCGUAUGUGGUACAUUAAUGACCAGGCACCAUUGGUUCGGCAAACUUUGGUGUUCUGCGAGUAUACCACUCCACCAAUUACCAGUUUGGUGAGCUCCAAGAGUGUCAAUAUUGGAGGAAGAGUGCGGUACAAACCGAUCUACACCUCGAAAAACUGUAUUAUGAACUCAAUUGGUCUCCGUCUUAAACAAAUAUUUCAACGAUUCAGCAGCUCAUCACCAAUGGAAGACUCCGAAAAUCGGUUUAAAUUCUUCAUCAAUUCGAUGCUUCCAUCACUCCUCAGUUCUACAUCUUACAGUGAUGGAAUCCUAGUAUACAUCCCGUCAUACUUUGAUUAUGUCCGCAUAAAAAAUUACAUGAGAAAUUCGACCAAAUUCACGUUUGAAGGUAUCGACGAAUAUUCUACCCAAUCCAAACUCACCCGAUACCGCCAGCAAUUUAUUAGCGGCAAGGUCAAGAUUCUCUUGUAUACCGAGAGACUCCACUAUUUCCGAAGAUUUGAAAUUAAUGGUGUAAAGACACUAUUGAUGUAUGGAGUUCCUUCUAACCCACUAUUUUACAAGGAGCUUGUAAGAUGCAUUGGAAAAUCCGUUUUCAAGGAGGUGGCCGACAUUGACCUUUCUUUCGUCAAGGUAAUGUACUCUCAGUGGGAUGCCAUUGCUUUGGAAAGAAUCGUAGGAGGAGACCGGGCACCGGUGUUGUGUAGCGGCACCAAUGAGAUGUAUGAGUUUAGAUAG